UGCGGAGCCUGGAAUAUGGUCGGGGAAAUGGAAACGAAGGAGAAGCCGAAGCCCACCCCAGAUUACCUGAUGCAGCUGAUGAACGACAAGAAGCUCAUGAGCAGCCUGCCCAACUUCUGCGGGAUCUUCAACCACCUCGAGCGGCUGCUGGACGAAGAAAUUAGCAGAGUACGGAAAGACAUGUACAAUGACACAUUAAAUGGCAGUACAGAGAAAAGGAGUGCAGAAUUGCCUGAUGCUGUGGGACCUAUUGUUCAGUUACAAGAGAAACUUUAUGUGCCUGUAAAAGAAUAUCCAGAUUUUAAUUUUGUUGGAAGAAUCCUUGGACCUAGAGGACUUACUGCUAAACAACUUGAAGCAGAAACGGGAUGUAAAAUAAUGGUCCGAGGCAAAGGCUCGAUGAGGGAUAAAAAGAAGGAGGAGCAGAAUAGAGGCAAGCCUAAUUGGGAGCAUCUCAAUGAAGACUUACAUGUACUGAUCACUGUGGAAGAUGCUCAAAACAGAGCGGAGAUCAAACUGAAAAGAGCCGUUGAGGAAGUGAAGAAAUUACUGGUACCUGCAGCAGAGGGAGAAGACAGCCUGAAGAAGAUGCAGCUGAUGGAGCUUGCAAUUCUGAAUGGCACCUACAGAGAUGCCAACAUUAAAUCACCAGCCCUUGCCUUUUCUCUUGCAGCAACAGCCCAGGCUGCUCCAAGGAUUAUCACUGGGCCUGCGCCUGUUCUCCCACCAGCUGCCCUGCGUACUCCUACGCCAGCUGGCCCUACCAUAAUGCCUUUGAUCAGACAAAUACAGACCGCUGUCAUGCCAAACGGAACUCCUCACCCGACUGCUGCAAUAGUUCCUCCGGGGCCCGAAGCUGGUUUGAUCUACACACCCUAUGAGUACCCCUACACGUUGGCACCAGCGACAUCCAUCCUUGAGUAUCCUAUUGAACCUAGUGGUGUAUUAGGUGCGGUGGCUACUAAAGUUCGAAGGCACGAUAUGCGUGUCCAUCCUUACCAAAGGAUUGUGACCGCAGACCGAGCCGCCACCGGCAACUAACCUAUGACCUUCUGACCUCUGAACUCUUCACCCAAUGAUGACCUGACCAUGCCUGCCUGCUGAUCAGUUAACUGGUAAUCGCCUUUGCUUGCCUGUCGUCAGU
Molecule: messenger RNA, 1144 nt
Organism: Canis lupus familiaris (dog)
Lineage: Eukaryota; Metazoa; Chordata; Mammalia; Carnivora; Canidae
Gene: QKI
Product: QKI, KH domain containing RNA binding
Biological process (GO): regulation of mRNA splicing, via spliceosome
Cellular component (GO): nucleus
Molecular function (GO): mRNA binding
Source: RefSeq, marked provisional